Messenger RNA from Aspergillus bombycis, 1368 nucleotides. Its product is annotated as 3-keto-steroid reductase. The transcript is spliced from 2 exons. The coding region runs from base 1 to 1368 and encodes 455 amino acids. The record is from RefSeq and is a predicted model, not a curated record. Gene Ontology annotation, cellular component: lipid droplet; endoplasmic reticulum membrane; mitochondrial outer membrane. NCBI's taxonomy places the organism in Eukaryota, Fungi, Ascomycota, Eurotiomycetes, Eurotiales, Aspergillaceae. Gene Ontology annotation, biological process: ergosterol biosynthetic process. Gene Ontology annotation, molecular function: 3-beta-hydroxysteroid 3-dehydrogenase (NADP+) activity.
AUGUUCAAUUACGGAACGGACGAGGAUCUCCAGGACAAGGUCUAUAUCCUUGUCACUGGCGCAAACAGUGGUCUCGGAUUCUCGAUAUGCUGCCGCCUAGUCGAUGAAUUCCUCAGCUCUCCUCAACGCACGAACCAAUCCCUAACCGUCAUCUUCACUACCCGAAGCCCCAAGAAAGGAAACGACACCCUCCUCCGCCUCCAGGACCAUCUCCGCAAAACCUCCGCAACACCCUCCCCCACCAGAAGGGUAAACUUCAUCCCGGAGAGCGUAGACCUAAACAACCUCGUCUCCGUCCGCGCCCUUUCCCGCCGCCUGAAUGAUGAAUGCCCCAAACUCGACGCCAUCUUACUCAAUGCCGGCAUUGGCGGCUGGUCAGCCCUGAACUGGCCGCGAGCCACCUGGGGCAUCCUCACCGACCUCGUCCACGAAGUUUCUUGGCCCUCAUACAAGAUCGCCCCCGCUGGUAUGGUAACAGACUACCAGACCACAACGCUAGCAACCCAAGAGCCCCGUCUGGGCUCCGUCUUCUGCGCAAACGUCUUUGGCCACUACAUGUUAGCGCACAAUGUCAUGCCCCUGCUGCGGCGGUCAGGACAACCCAAUGGUCGUGGCCGCGUCAUCUGGGUCUCAAGCAUAGAAGCCACGGUGAAGAUGUUCGACAUCGACGACAUUCAGGGUCUCCGGACUUCCGCACCUUACGAAUCUUCCAAGGCGUUGACCGACGUCUUGGCGCUAACGGCCGAUCUCCCCAGUACCAAGCCCUUCGUGAAGAGUUUCUAUUCCGUCGAUGAUAAUAGAACAUAUAACAGUGGAUUUGGAAGACCUAAAGUAACUAAUGACGAUAACUCGGCCCCGAACACGUACCUCUCUCACCCCGGAAUCUGUGGUACGAGUAUCAUCCCGCUCGCCUGGCCGCUCUUUUACUCAAUGCUUGCCGUCGGCUUCCUUGCCCGGCUGCUUGGGUCCCCCUGGCAUACGGUGUCGACUUAUCUGGGUGCCUGUGCUCCUGUGUGGCUGGCGUUGUCCGCUCAGUCUGUCUUGGACACGGCUGAGUCGCUGUAUCGGCAGAAUGGUGGUGGCAGAGCGAAAUGGGGUUCCUCCAGCAACUGGCUUGGCAAGGAUACUCCGGCAUCUACUGAAGUUGACGGGUGGGGGUAUGGUGGUGUCGUUGGCCCCGCUGUUGUGGAUGAGGAUCGGUUGCGUCGGCGCAAAAGAGGCGCGGUGGACCUUACAGCGGAGGCGAAGGAAGACUUUGAGGAGCUGGGGAGAAAAUGCUGGCAGAAAAUGGAGGAGUUGAGAAUUGAGUGGGAUAAACUUCUUGAUUUGGACGAAGUAAGCCCUGAUGAUUUCGGUUUGGGAUUCUGA